Molecule: messenger RNA, 368 nt
Organism: Chironomus riparius
Lineage: Eukaryota; Metazoa; Arthropoda; Insecta; Diptera; Chironomidae
Source: the annotation of a GenBank genome assembly
AUGUCAUCAUCAGCAGCACAAAUAUAUUAUAGCGAUAAAUACGAAGAUGAGGAGUAUGAAUAUCGGUGGUCAUGUUAUGCUGCCAAAAGACCUAGCUCGUUUGGUUCCAAAAAGUCAUCUGAUGUCGGAGAAUGAGUGGAGAGCAAUUGGUGUUCAACAGUCGCGUGGAUGGGUACACUAUAUGAUGCAUCAUCCUGAACCUCACAUCUUGCUCUUUCGACGAAAACUUAACAAAUAAGUAAUUCGCAUUGUACAAUUAUUAAUCUCUCGUUAUUAUGUGCCUCAAUCGAACAAAAAACAAAAACAAAAAAAUACUUUAUCUUUUGAAUAAUACUAUAAAGUAAUUCUCUUCAAUGAUAUGAUAGAUU